CCAUUGCAGCUGCCAAGUGCGACGUGUGGGGAGCAAGCGCAACCUGAGGUGGACGCGCCCUCGCCAACAACGAGCAAGCACGCUUGCAUGUUCGCUAUCGAGCAACUCCCCCCUCAUUCAUUGCACCUUCUAUACUGCGCCACCGAGCUCGCCAUCCCUGUGCAGCUCACUGCAUCUCGCCGUUGACCCACUAUCUCUUUCUAUCGCGAACCUCCUUCCUACUCCCCAUCUCCCCAACUCCACACGGCGCGAAACACCGCAGCCAUGGCCGGCCGCCGUCUGCGAUCGCGCGCAGCUCUAACAGCUCCCAGCGCUGCCCCCACCGCCUCCUCCACUCGUCCGCGGCGCGGCACUACCAAUCAACCCCCCUCCGCCGUCAUCGAGCGCUCUUCCCCUGAAGACACGCGUCAGUCCAUCCACCUCACCGUGAAGGCCUCGCCGAGUAAGCUCCGGAAGGCGACAGGCGGAAGGGUCCCCAAUACCGCCGUGAGCUCGCGGAAUAUUGUGUCUGGAAAGCGGGCCUCGCGCAGCAGUCGAACAAUACAGGAGGUGGACAGCGACGACGAGGACGAGGAAGAAGAAGAGGAGGACGAGGAAGAGGAAGAGGAAGAGGACGAGGAAGAGGAGGUAGAAGAGCCUGAGCCUAUGGACGUGGACGAAGAGGAUGAAGACGAAGAUGCUGAAGGCGAGGAAGACGACGAUAUAGAUGCCGAAGGGGAGGAAGACGAAGAGAUGGAGGACAUAACUCCGGCUCCUCACAUUGUGGCCCUGACCAAUGACACUAUCCGCGUCCAGCCCAGCAUUAACGUGGUUGCACCAGAUGUCACUCCGGUGGGGACCAAAGAACUGGCCAUGGCAGAUGAAGACGACGAUGAAGAGCUUUCGUCGCUUGAAUCAGACGAGGAAGGCGACGAAGAGGAUGUCGAAGGGGAAGAUGAGGACGCCGAGGGCGAGGAAGAGGACAUUCCCGUCCAGAACGACGAAGAAGACGACGAUGAAGAGCUGGACAGUGAUGAAGAGACACCGCAAUCCAUGAGCCGAAGCCAUACCCCCGACCUAAGCAAGAUGACGAGGCGACAGCGGGCUAUGGUCAUCGAGGACAGCGAUGGAAGCUUGAUGGCUCUUUCGAAUGAGGCACAAAAGAAGAAGCACCUGACUGCUGAAGAGCACGCAAUGCGGCGAGCAGAAAUGGCUCGUCGUCGCAAGAAUCUCAGCGAGAAGCGCAACGAGGAGGAGAAGAUGGACACCAUCAACCGUUUGCUUAAGAAACAACCUCCAAAACGCGGACGACGCAUUAUCCAAGACAUCACUGAAUCUGGCCUCGAAGAUGAGCUGGAUGUUGAAAAGGCAAACCCGCUCUAUGUCCGUUAUACACAGAACGCCAGCGGAAGUCUGAUGGCUUUCCCUGAUCAGUGGCUUCAAACCCCCGCUGCUAGGGAUCUCGCCGGAAAGCUCAAUCGCGCGCCAAGUCGGCCCUUCAGCGGACGGAUGGUCGAAGAGGUAUCUUGAUUCACUAAGGUUACGUUACGGUGUUGUUCGAGAAAUCGUAAUUGCUUUGCAUGUAUCGGCCCGGAGUUUGGUUAGCAUUUCCAUUUAGAUCUUGGCAUCGGAACAAUUCAGGAAUGCUCGAACAGAUAAAAAGCAAUAGAAGGCUAGAAAACUCUUCGCCAAAAUUCAUGGCCGCCAAAGCUUGGUCUUCGCCUCAGGAAAGCAGUCAACCCAAU
This is a messenger RNA of Lindgomyces ingoldianus, 1724 nucleotides long. RefSeq lists its product as uncharacterized. The record is from RefSeq and is a predicted model, not a curated record. Gene Ontology annotation, biological process: chromatin remodeling. The coding region runs from base 265 to 1509 and encodes 414 amino acids. NCBI's taxonomy places the organism in Eukaryota, Fungi, Ascomycota, Dothideomycetes, Pleosporales, Lindgomycetaceae. Gene Ontology annotation, cellular component: Ino80 complex. The transcript has 3 exons.